UCGGGGCCGGAGCGGAGCCGCUGCUGCGGGAGAGGAGCAUCCGGCGGGAGGGCGCCGCCACCGGAGCCGCACCGCGCGGCCCACGCGCAGCCCCGGGACAUGGCGCGGCCGGCGGGGCCGGGGGACGGGCGGCCGGCCGCCUGAGCGGGACUCGGGAUGCGCUCCGACGGCGCGGCCCCCGGGCCGGUGGCGCCGCUGUGCGGGCUGAGCCUGGUGCUCGGCGCGCUGCUGGGCGGAGGGACCGAGGGCCGCGGGGCCCCGGUCGCCGGCCCCGGGUUCUCCUCGCCGCCGCCCUACCUGCCCGUGAGCCUCCGCGUGCUCGGGGCGGACGCCGCCUUCCUGCUGAGGGGGGCGCCCCCGGACCCCGCGCCCAACGCCAGCAUGCAGGCCCGCCUGGAGUCCUUCUUCGCCUACCGCGCCCGGCGGCCCCCGCUCCUGCGCGCCAGCCUCGGGCCCUUCUCCGCGGAGAGGGCGCUGCCCCUGGGCCCGGCCUCGGCCUCGACCUUGACCCCUGGAGGCCCCAGCGACACGGCCCCGCUGGGCUGGCGGCUGCGCGCCCACGUCCUGCAGGACAAGGUCUACCCGGGCCGGCCGGUGGCGCAGGUCCUGUUCCAGGUGCUGGGCCGGGACUGGGCGGAGCCGGAGCCCUCGGACCCGGAGCCGCUGCCCUGCCUGCGGGCCUUCGCCUUCCGGGAGGCGCUUGAGGUGCGGGCCGGCUGCCGGCCGCGGGGCGCGCUGGCGCUGUGCGUGGCGGAGCUGCGGCUGCCGCCCGGCUGGUUCGGGGCCCCGGCCGCGGGGCCCGGGCGGCGGCGGGCGGCGGGCCCGGAGGGGGGCAGCCCGGUGGAGCUGUACUACGCGGUGCACGCGGCGGACGGCGGGCCCGGGGGCUGCGCCGGCGGCGGCGGCGGCGGCGGCGGCCUUAAGACAGGCAACUCCAUCCGCGCCGGGAGGGACGGCCGGGGGCACGGCCCGGAGGACCCGGCGCCCGCCCUGCGCAGGGCCGGCACCGUCCGCCUCUUCCGCGCCCCGGACCGCGGCGACCGGCUCCGCGAGCUGCGCCUGGACGGCCACGUGGCCGUGUGGCUGCCCGUCCGGCCGGCCAAGCCCGGGGGCGUGGUCACCGCCUCCGUCACCGUGGCCGGCAACUCCACCGUGGACCGCUUCUCCCUGAGAGCCAGGGUGAAGAAGGGGGUGACGGUGCUGGGCGCGCGGCCCAGCGAGCCCGGCCAGUGGGCGGUGCGGCAGGAGCGGGCGGCCGGUGGUGAGCUCGGCACCGGCACCGGCACCGGCACCGGCACCGGCACCGGCACCGGCACCAGCACCAGCACCGUGGUCUGCCAGCGCGUGGCGCCCGGCAACAGGAGCAGCAGCGCCGCGUUCCGCGAGGUGGCGCAGCUGAGCCUGGAGGUGGCCCGAGGCCUGUCGGGCCCGCAGCCCGUGGCCUGGCAGCUGGAGUACCCGGGCGCCGGCGCGGCGGGCAGCGCCCUGUCCCAGAUCUUCGUCAGCCCGCGGGACCUGGCGGGCAUCGUGCCGCUGGCCACGGACACGGAGCUGCUGAACACGGCUGUGCUCACGGGGCAGCCGGUCGCCCUGCCCGUCCGGGUCGUGUCCGUGGAGGAGAGCGGCGCCAUCACCGACGUCUCCGAGGCCGUGGAGUGCCGGGCCGCCGACCGGGCCGUCCUCAGGGUGUCCGACCGCUGCGACCAGGUCUUCGUCAGCGGGCGGGAGGUGAAGGGCCAGGUGGACGCCGUGGUGACCUUCGCCUACCAGCACCUGAGCGCGCCCCUGCACCUCACCGUGUGGGCGCCCCGCCUGCCGCUGCACAUCGAGGUCUCGGACCCCGAGCUCAACCAGAUCAAGGGCUGGCGGGUGCCCGUCGCGGACAGUAAGAGGCCCACGCCCGCCCGGGAGGAGCCGGAGGAGGACGAGGAGGCGAGGCGGGGCCGGGGCUGCGCCCUGCAGUACCAGCGCGCCUCCGUGCGCGUGCUCACCCGCUUCCUGGCCGAGGCCUCGGGGCCCUGGGCCCCGCCCCGCCUGCUGCUCGGCCCUGACUGGCAGGUGGACGUCACCCCCCUGGUGGCCGCCUCCGUGAAGGUGGAGGUGCCGCGCGUGGCCUCGCUGCUGGACGGCCGGGUGCUGGUCGGGCGGGAGCCCGGGAUGACCGCCAUCCAGGUUCUGUCCCCUCUGUCCGACUCCAUCCUGGGCGAGAAGACGGUGACCGUGUCCGAGGACAGAGUGUCGCUGACGGACCUGGCCGUCCAGCUGGUGGCCGGGCUGUCGGUUAGCCUGCACCCCAGCCCGGAGAACCCCCAGGUGGUCACCGCCGUGGCCCAGGCGGACGAGCUGCUGCGGGCCCCCAAGCAGGAAGCCGUGGUCAGCACGUGGCUGCGGUUCAGCGACGGCUCGGUGUCGCCGCUGGACGUGUACGACCGCCGGGACUUCGCUCUGAGCGCCGCCUCCCUGGACGAGGCCGUGGUGUCCGCGCCCCCGGCCCGCGCCCCGGGGUGGCCGGCGGUGGCGGCCGCGGGGGAGGGCCAGGGCCCGCUGGUGCGCGUGGACCUCAGCAUCGCGGGCACCUGCCAGAAGUCCCGGCGCCGCAGCGUCCUGGCCAGCGGCGUGGGCGGCGUCAGGGUCCGGUUCGGCCCGAAGGACGCGGAGGAGGACGCGGAGGGCGAGACCGGGAACCGCGCCAGCGGCCGGCGGCCCCAGGGCGCGGAGGCGGCGGAGCGCGGGGGCCCGGAGGCGCGAGAGGAGGGCGCGGCGCGCCGGGGCGGCCCCACGGCCGGGCCGCGGCUGCACCCCCAGGCGGCGAGGAGCAGCCGGACGGAUGGGGCGCGGCCGCCCGCCUCGGGGCAGGCGCACCGCAUCCCCCUGGACCCGAGCCGCUUCCCCGCGCAGGAGGCGCCGGUGGCGGCCGGGGCGGGGGCGGCGGGCGGCGGCCCGGCCCCCGGGGGGCCCCGCGGCCUCAGCGACCUGGAGAUCGGCAUGUACGCGCUGCUGGCAGCCUUCUGCCUGGCCAUCCUGGUCUUCCUGGCCAACUGCGCCGCCUUCGCGCUCCGGUUCCGGCGGCACAAGCAGCUGCCCCCCGAAGGCGCCGCCUCCUCCGGGGGAACCGCCGGGGGAACCCACUCCCACGACUGGGUGUGGCUGGGCCGCGCGGCGGAGCUGCUGGAUGGCGCCGGCCGGGGGUCCCCUCCUGUGCCCCUGCCACCAGCUCCGCCCUUACCGGCCCCCCAGGGGCCCCCGCGCGGCGAGGACCCCAGCCGCCUCCUGCGGACCGGGGGCGGCUCCCCGAGGCGGGCCCAGGGCCAGGCGCCCCGCGCCGCUGCCCCCCAGGGGGGCAGGCCGGGCCCGGACCCCCGGCCGGAGCCCCCGCCCUCGCCCAGCUCCGGGCGGAGGAAGGUCCAGUUCGCCAGCUUCCCCGGCGUUUCCCCCGAGACCGCCUCCCCCUCCGCCCCCAGCGGCCCCGAGGACGCCCCGUGGGUGUGCCCGGACAGGGGCCUGGGCGCCCCCCGCGAGCUGAGGACCCACCUGGACCCGUUCCGGGACGCCGUGUAGGACCCUCUGGCCAAGGGCCCGGGCCCGGCCCGCACCUCGUCCCCGGA
Pipistrellus kuhlii (Kuhl's pipistrelle) is the source of this 3605-nucleotide messenger RNA. It is a transcript of the gene TMEM132C, whose product is annotated as transmembrane protein 132C. The transcript has 9 exons. NCBI's taxonomy places the organism in Eukaryota, Metazoa, Chordata, Mammalia, Chiroptera, Vespertilionidae. The record is from RefSeq and is a predicted model, not a curated record. The coding region runs from base 157 to 3558 and encodes 1133 amino acids.